Messenger RNA from Acaromyces ingoldii, 1249 nucleotides. RefSeq lists its product as hypothetical. Lineage: Eukaryota; Fungi; Basidiomycota; Exobasidiomycetes; Exobasidiales; Cryptobasidiaceae. The coding region runs from base 61 to 1146 and encodes 361 amino acids. The transcript is spliced from 2 exons. The record is from RefSeq and is a predicted model, not a curated record. Gene Ontology annotation, cellular component: tRNA-intron endonuclease complex. Gene Ontology annotation, biological process: tRNA-type intron splice site recognition and cleavage; tRNA splicing, via endonucleolytic cleavage and ligation. Gene Ontology annotation, molecular function: nucleic acid binding; tRNA-intron lyase activity.
GAGGAGGCAGUAGCAAGGAAAAAUAAAAAGGUGAAUUCCUUCCAGGCACCAUCUCCAAAGAUGGUCGAGGCAGAGGCUGGAUCAUCGACAAUGGCAGCGACAGCAGCAGGCAAUAGCAGCGUGGAGCCGGUGCACAUCACCAUUUCGCGCGAGUCGGGCGCAGCGCUCAUCUGGACGUCGGCCGAGGCUUCGCAGGUGCGCGCGCAGCAUGGCAUCGUGGGCCUCCUCGUCGGGUCGCUGCCUCUGAUGCCCCAGCAGAAUGUCUUUCUGGGCCUGCCGCUGAGCCUAUUUGACGAGGAGGUCGUCUAUCUCGUCCGGCGUGGGGCUGCGGUGCUCGUGGAUGAGGCCGAGGCGCAUGGCGUCUCUGCGCAGGACGAGGUGGCGGCGGCGCGGCUGCAUGAGGAUCGGGCAAUCGACCGCGAGGAGCAGCAGCGGAGGGCGAGAGCGCUGGCGCAGGAGACAAAAUCAAAGUACGAGAGAGAGAUGAAGGAGAAGGGAGCCGCAUCCAAGGACAAGAAGAACAAGGAGGCGAUGGCGCGUCGGCAGGAGAGGAAGGAAAAGAAGGGCGAUGGCAGUGACGAUCUCUUCGGAGGAGGAGGAGGGACGAGCCAAGACAAAGACAAGGAAGAGGAGGGAAAGGUCGGUGGGGGCUACUCGAUCCACAUUCCGACCGACUCAAACAGCAUGCCAUGGUACCGCCAGAGAGCACCAAAGGCGACGUACAGGACGCUCUCCCAGGCUGCAAAGGCCGGCCUGUGGACCUAUCCCCGCACCGCCGAGCAACAGGCGAGGUGCGCCGUCUUUGAGGCGCUUCGCGCAAAAGACUACUACAUGAGCAAAGGUCUGCGCUUUGGCGGUGAUCUUGUCGUGUAUCCUGGCGACCCGCUUCGGUAUCACUCUCACUUCACGGCCACUGUGCAGACGACACGGCAGUCGUCAUUCCCUGUGCAGGAGCUCGUCGCCGCAGGACGACUGGGUACGGCUGUCAAAAAAGCCCAUCUGCUGUGCUCUGUCCAUGGACAAGAGGACGUAGACGACGCCAAGAUCAUAGCGAGGCGACUCGAGGGCGCAGACGACGAUGCACGCACCUCUUCGUGGGGCGAUGUCGACUUCUUCAGUCUGACGUGGGCAGGUUUCGGGACAUGAUGUAUAAAGAGAGAGAGAGAGAACUUGCUAUGUGUGAAACUUGUAUUGAGUAGUAAUAGUACUUGUAUCCCAAGCUAAUCUGACAGCAUUCAUCGUCCCAUCC